AUAUGUCACUGGGACUGCACCAUACUCAUUCGGAAUCACUAGCUAUAUUGGGGAAAUACCUCCGUGAAUGGCUAUAGCGAUACCAUGCCGAACGACGUUCUCCUCGAGUUUUAUCUUGCUUCUGUCAAGGUUCAGUUGUAUGAAUAUCAUUUUUUCAAGUCCAAAAUCUCAGGGGACCGAUAUGCAGAGCUGCUGCAUGAAAUGGAAGUCGUGCGACGGGAGUUGGGAGCUGCCAUGUGCCAACUGUUAAAAUCCGCUUUACCUUCGUUGAUACGUGAUCCCCGAGAUUUCCGCACAAAAUAUACCGAAGAGGUGGACAUACGCAACCUAGAGCGAUGUUUGGUUGCGGCCGCAAAUCGCGUUAUCGCCUACAGCUCAACGACUUCCCCACGUGACUUUGACCUGCGCUCUGCUCAGCCUGCUGCAUCUGAAUUUCUGGACAUUUUAUCACAGGUGCAAUGCCUGGUUUCAAACGUCAUCGAACUGGGGCUUGCGGCUAUCGAUCGAGACAGUUUAUCCGAUUUGCCUAGCAGCACAAGUUCCAACCACAUCCUACCCACGGCGUGUUUACCGGACGUAGCUGGACAUCUUCACGCAUCUUCCCCCUCAAUAAGCUCAGCUACAAUGGUAUCAUCAAUCGCCGCUUCUCCAUUGCUGCAUAUGGGUGAAGCUGUCAGCUGUAGACCUGGCACUUCCGGACACGAUGCGAACAGCCUAUGCACUCUGGCUAUCGUCGAGGCAAAACUUGGUCCCGAUGUGUAUCGUCAACCAUUGCGUCUUCCUCCACCCUCGUCGCUGUACGUGCCGGAGGAGCUGUGCGCGAGAUUAGCCGACUUAGACAAGUCGGCUGCCAAUUUCGAACUCGAGUUCGUCCGUUGUCUCUCGAGGCGUCUUCGAACAAAACAAGAAGCAAUGGAUCUUCAAUACGUUGCUGUUCUCUUUUCCGAGACUCUAAUGUGGGGUCUCGCUGUCCGGUUGUUCAGUAUCCAACAGUUGGCUGAUCGCGAUCCAUCAGUGCUCCUUUCUCUCCCUCGCCUGGCUGUUUUGGUUGGCACUCGAAUAUUACCCGACUCUCCUAUCGGGGCAAAUCGACUGGCUGCGGGACAUCGGUUGCCAUUCAUGUUCGCGGGCUCUCGCAGUGACCUGACUUACCUCGCACGACAGCUGUACGCUCUGCGACUGGACCAACUUUGUCGUUUGGCACGGUGGCUCGGACCCCGUGGUCUACCUACUUUGAUCACUUCAGAGCAACAGAAGCAGCAGUCUAUCUCAAUCAAAAAUGCAAGUCAGACCUCAUUGUGUGGUCGAAAAACCACAGCAUCUUCCAACUCCCAGCUGUUACACACAUGCGCUGGCUCUAGCCCCCGAGUCCCCAGUUAUUCAAUGUUUUCAUCCAGCUGGUCGGGUAACUCCAAUCUACAAACGGUUCGAACCUGGCGUACAAAUUUAUCCGGUCUGCAUCAGCUUUAUAAGCGACUCUCUGCGGUGGCCGACGAGUUUAGCACCAAAUUCCCCACUGAACUACGCUACAUUCUUCAGAUAAGUUUCGAAUUGCAUGAUACAAGCAACUCUGACGCUGCAAUGGCUCAGCUGGAAGGCACACAUAUUCCCGAUCACCAUUCUUCCGAUAGCAGCGAAUCGACCGAUACAGAGUUGGACGGCGAAGUGGCUGUUAGCGAGCAAUCGACGGACAAACACUUGACUUCCAUUGCUCAGCUUUUCGAUUGGUGCAACGUGGUCGGUAAACGCCGUUCUAAGGAGGGCAUGUCCGACGUGCUAAAGUUUUGUUGCUCUCGUUUUGAUCCGAAAAGCGAAUCGGUCAACUUAUCUGUAGCGGGGAAACCGCCCCGCGUGCUCCUUGAUCCAACUGUGGAUGAUGUGACUCUAGAAUUUGGUCUCGAUGUAGCUGCAAUGUUAUCACCACUUGCCACACCAACCGGAUAUGGAGAGGAUGCAACUUGUCUGUACAACUAUCUCAGUCAGACGAGUGAUUCUGAAGGGGCGGAGCAUAUGAACCAGCGUCUUGGCAAACUAACUCUUGGCGUUUCUGUAGAAGGCAUGCAAAAUCGAAGCGAUCAACUACUCCAUUACCUACCAGCAUGGCAGCCGGAUCGGCUACCUGAUGGACUUAUUGAGGAUAAAUCAGCAGGCUGCGACACGGAAAGUGAUCAUGACCCGGAUACCGACGAUGACAAUGAGUUAGAUCAGACAAAUGUGUUCGUGGUCGGGCGCCAGUGUGCCAUUUGCCUUCAACCGUUCACGCUGUUCCGACGUCGUCACCAUUGCCGCCGUUGUGGACACAUCUUUUGUGCCUAUUGCUGUAACAAUUGGCAGACUGUGGAAGGUUUGGCGACUUCGAAGCCCGUUCGAGUGUGCACAGAGUGUUUUCAAUUCCUCACUGCUGGUUCCUAAUAUUCCCGGUUUCGUCCUUCUUUCUUCUUAGGAGCGUUGUCAACGCAACCUCAAAUGCAUCUUUUCAUCCUUUCUCCUCAUAUUCGUGAUAUCUUCAACCCAGCUGUGAUUGCUUUUCAUAUUACAGACCAAUUGAAAUGGUUCAGCACCUUCCACUUACACUUCUCAUCAACAUUUUUGUACCGAUAUCACCCAUACUUUGUACAAAUGUUAAAAAUCACCACGCGCCUCCUGACAAACAACUAUUUUGACCACAUCACUCAUAAAGAGCUGUUUGUAGCUACACAACUUUUUAUGUGCUUUGUGAUCGGUGAGGGGACAUCUAAUGUUGACAUACCGAUUGCCGGUCCGCUGCAUCCCUGGCCUCGUUUUAUGAAUUAUUUGGCAAAUCAACCCUUGUGCGCUUAUCACAUGAUUAUGAUCACCAUAUUGUAUUCCUCCUCAGGACACUGUUCGAUCGUCUUAUGAUACUUUGCUACUUGUUAUCCUAUCCCCAAAGUUUUUAUCUGUUAUUCUUCAUCGGCACUGCUUGCUGCGCAUUUUAACGCCUAAGUACUCGUUCCCGAUUACUUCCUAGGACGGUGCUUUGUAAACGGCCCUUUGCCACUGAAGUACGUGUGACAGAAUGCGCCUCUUGCAUUUUACGCCAGUAUGCGUGAAUGCGAAGUAGUUUUUCACAACUCUAUAGCCCGCCGUUGCACUCGACUUUUGUUAAGAAACCCAAAGGGCUUAUUUUGUAUGUUUGUAAUGAUUGGAAAUUUGAUCUGUAGGCAACUUCUGUGACGUAGCUUUUGUCUUCUAAUAUUUUUUGUUUUUGCCACACUUUCUGAUCGCUGUGGGUGUCUUUUAUUUCCUCUUAUGGCGCCGCAGGUGGUUAUCUCAUUUUACUUGCCUUACAUUUGCACGAUGCCUGCCUUACGUUAUUUCUAGUUGCCAUUUCUCUGAACCGCGAUGCGUUGCUCUUUGAUUCCUUUUUUUCGUUUUCGGUCUAACUCGUUUUGAAUCGUUGCUACUCGGUAGUAAAGCUCCACCAGAGG
Molecule: messenger RNA, 3449 nt
Organism: Dicrocoelium dendriticum
Lineage: Eukaryota; Metazoa; Platyhelminthes; Trematoda; Plagiorchiida; Dicrocoeliidae
Source: the annotation of a GenBank genome assembly